Aspergillus alliaceus is the source of this 825-nucleotide messenger RNA. RefSeq lists its product as uncharacterized. The coding region runs from base 1 to 825 and encodes 274 amino acids. NCBI's taxonomy places the organism in Eukaryota, Fungi, Ascomycota, Eurotiomycetes, Eurotiales, Aspergillaceae. The record is from RefSeq and is a predicted model, not a curated record. The transcript has 7 exons.
AUGAAUGUGCCCCUCUUGUUUGGAAGUCAUGUGGCUAAAGGGCUUGGAGGUCAAUGCGUUGCUAUUGAACCUAGCCACAAUCUAUAUUAUCCUCAUCCAAAUCGCUUACCGGCCGGUGCAGCCUUACAAUCCAGCGCAUGGGUCCAAGCGGUCAGGCAAGGAAAGGUGGAGAAUAAGACAAUACAUGAUAUUGAUCUCAAUUCGGCUUCAGCCAUACGAGACGAGCAAUACUUGAUGCUUCGCGUCCUGUGGAAAACGCAAGGUUUUCGUAAACUCGAUCGCGCGAAAUUUGGCCUGGGCGAAUGGAUAAAUAAGGCAGCCGAUUUGUUAGCGCCCUUCUCUAGCGAAGCGAAGGAAGGGUCGUUUGCAUUGUCUCGGUUCUAUCAAAAUCUUCCUCGUACACGAGGACAGCUGAAGAGCAUAGCGGCGGGUAGCGAAAAACUCUCGUUUGACGUACCCACUGAGCCACUAAGCACGCGCAUAGUCAAGCCAGAGGCUGAGUCUGAUGAUUCCUCAGAGGAGGACAGUGCCACUGAGGACACCCCACCAGGAGAAAGGUCACACGGAUCCCAGGAGCUCCAAGAUCUAAACUACCCAAGGACCAAAGAUGAGCACAUUGUCAAUACAGUCCUGAAUUUUUCCGCGAGAAACUACAUCAAGUACUCAAACAGCACACUGAAUAAGGAUGAAUCACCUGGGUUACUAACCCUCUAUGAAUUUGGGCCUUGGGAUACUACCAAAGUUGGCGACAUGAAAGAUCUAUGCCCCAUCUUGCUCGCAAUUGCUCUGAGGGCAGAGAUGGAGGGUGAGGAAAAGGGCAUCUAA